CCGGAAGUAGUUGCUCCAUAUCCCGCCCCAACAUGGCGGCGCCCAGCUCUUUAAGUCAGCACCUGCUUUUGCCCAGCUUGUGAUUUUUAACCUUGGCGGCGUUGGGAGACCAUGGACGCGCCGGGCUUCACGGCCUCGCUGGUGGCUGGAGGGGUAGCAGGCGUCUCUGUGGACUUGAUAUUAUUUCCUCUGGACACCAUUAAGACAAGGCUGCAGAGUCCCCAGGGAUUUAACAAGGCUGGUGGAUUUCGUGGGAUAUAUGCUGGGGUCCCUUCUGCAGCUGUUGGAUCCUUUCCUAACGCUGCUGCAUUUUUUCUCACCUAUGAAUAUGUGAAAUCUUUGCUGCACACGGACUCUACUUCACACUUCAAACCCGUGAAGCACAUGCUGGCUGCCUCUACAGGAGAAGUGGUGGCCUGCUUGAUUCGAGUUCCUUCUGAAGUGGUUAAGCAGAGGGCACAGGUGUCUGCUUCUUCAAAGACCUUGCAGAUCUUUUUGACUAUCUUAAGUGAAGAGGGCAUUCAAGGACUGUACCGAGGCUAUAAAAGCACAGUUUUAAGAGAGAUUCCUUUCUCCUUGGUCCAGUUUCCCUUGUGGGAAUCCUUGAAAGCCCUCUGGGCGUGGCGGCGGGGUCAUGUGGUGGAUUCUUGGCAGUCAGCAGUCUGCGGAGCUUUUGCAGGUGGCUUUGCAGCUGCAGUGACUACACCUCUGGACGUGGCUAAGACAAGGAUCAUGCUGGCAAAGGCGGGUUCCAGCACUGCUGUGGGGAACGUGCUCUCUGCCAUGCACGGGGUGUGGCGCUCACAGGGACUAGCCGGGUUAUUCGCAGGUGUCCUCCCGAGGAUGGCAGCAAUCAGCAUGGGCGGCUUCAUCUUUCUGGGCGCCUAUGACCAGGCGCGAAGCUUGCUGUUAGAGGUGGGCAGGAAGAGCCCAUGAAGCAGACACUACAUGUCCUUGCAGUCCUUCCUGUGCCUGGGGCUCCAGUGUGGCUCCCUGAAGAUGGCUGCAGAGAGCAGCUUAAUGAAGGCCAAAGCACAGGCUGCCCCAGGAAACUUUUCUUGGUGAAACUGGGGCCACCGUCUCAGUCCUCUCAAUAAAUACUCCCGGUAAGGCCAAGGCCAGGCCCUUCAGAAUGCUUUUUAUUAGCAUCCUGUGCUUUCUGCUGUCUGUUGGAGUCACCAGGAAAGCAAACUGGCUACAACUGCAGUGAAUGACCAGACUGGGAAAAGGAAGGGGGCAAGAACCGUGCGUGUGGCUGUUUCUCCCCUGGGCGGGUGCCUAUUGUGUAAGAUUAUAGCUUUGUUUAAAAAGCAUGAGCUACAGGUGCAUAGCAUGCAUUCUUUCUGGUGAGGAUGCUGUUUUUAAUUACCUUGUAUUUCUCCUAUAAAAACACAUGAUUAUAUUACUUUACAGCAAAGUGCCCCAAAGUCCCUGGAGUGUGUGACAGACAGCAGACAGCUGCAGCGCCAGUGAGUGGGUGGGCCCAAGUGACUUCAGUUAGGAACAUGUUGAGGGAAGCAAAGCCCAUGCCCACCACUGUCCGUCCCUGGAGGCCAGCUGGAGCAGCUCCUUUGUCCUCAUGGUAUAUGCCAGCAGGAGGUGGGAGGGUCAGCAUACUUGGGGAGCAUAAGGCUUGACUAACCAACUCCAUGUGGAAAAAAAAAAGCUAUCUGAGGAAUGCAGUGCCACUGUCUUUCUGGGGCAACAGUGUGUAGUCUAUGCUGCUUCGUCUAAGUAUUCUCCUUUUGGAGAAACAUUAAUAGCAGAAUAAAAGAGCAGUGACCGCCGCACACACUUAGUAUUUAUAAAUGAACCUUUAUUAAAGACACUUUAUGCCAUUUGUUAGACACUUCAAUAUUUUACAUGUUUUCAAUGUACACUGUACCAAAAUUUCUAUAAAUAAAUAACUCUGUACAUAAAAA
Mus musculus (house mouse) is the source of this 1922-nucleotide messenger RNA. It is a transcript of the gene Slc25a26, whose product is annotated as solute carrier family 25 (mitochondrial carrier, phosphate carrier), member 26. Gene Ontology annotation, molecular function: S-adenosyl-L-methionine:S-adenosyl-L-homocysteine antiporter activity; S-adenosyl-L-methionine transmembrane transporter activity. The record is from RefSeq and is marked validated. Bases 112 to 936 code for a protein of 274 amino acids. The transcript has 10 exons. NCBI's taxonomy places the organism in Eukaryota, Metazoa, Chordata, Mammalia, Rodentia, Muridae. Gene Ontology annotation, cellular component: mitochondrion; mitochondrial inner membrane. Gene Ontology annotation, biological process: mitochondrial S-adenosyl-L-methionine transmembrane transport; purine nucleoside transmembrane transport; amino acid transmembrane transport.